This is a messenger RNA of Fonsecaea multimorphosa CBS 102226, 1257 nucleotides long. RefSeq lists its product as uncharacterized. Bases 1 to 1257 code for a protein of 418 amino acids. The record is from RefSeq and is a predicted model, not a curated record. The transcript has a single exon. NCBI's taxonomy places the organism in Eukaryota, Fungi, Ascomycota, Eurotiomycetes, Chaetothyriales, Herpotrichiellaceae.
AUGGUUCCGCUCAUCGCAGCCGCGGAUCUCGACGCAAAUCCGGCCUUUGCUAGGUUGUGGGAAUUUGUCACGCGAGAGUUGGUGGCGGAGGAUGCGUCGAGUUUGGGGAAGGAGAGGGAGAGGGAGAGGAACUGGAGGUGGAGAGCGACGAGGAAGACAGGUGGGAGGAGGAGCAGACGUGGGAAGGUCGAUGGUCGAGAUCAAGAACGAGAUGAUGAUGAGGGAGAUGAAGAAGAAGACGAGGAGGAGGAUGAUGGAGAUGGAAAAGGAAAUAAGAAAGAGAAACGACAAAGUUCAGAUCUAAGCUUGGACCAACACCUCCACGCUCUCAGGGUCGCCAGGGCGAAGAGGCGCAUACUCUGCGACGUGCUGGAUGAUGCUGGCGCCUAUUUCGAUGUCUCUGCUGUCAGUCAGAGUCAAUCCCAAGACAAAAUGACGCCCGAGGCCGAUCCAUCCCAGAGCCUUGGAGAGCUUGUCCGUGUCAUUGCGGCGUAUUUGCAUGUCAAUCUUAUUGGCGUGGGAUCUCUCCUGGGAGAGGGAGGAGAGGACGAAGAAGACCUUCUCUACGAGGAUAUCCUGCGCUUCAAGGCGAAUAUUGAUCCUAUUGCUAACGCAGUCUCUUCGCGCCUCGUUGAGAUCGAAUCGUCGCUCUGUGCGCUGUCGAACAUUGCCCUUGAGCACAGUGACGGCAGUGAAGAUGAACGCGAGGCCAGAGCUCAAAGCAAUAUGGGCCACAGCCUGUCUGGAAGUAUCCAAACCCAACUAUCCCGCCUCUCCGACCUCCGCGACAACCUCCUCCCCUCUUCUCUCACCACACUGUCCACGAAUCUUCAGCAGCUCCUCACUCUCCAGCGCCAGCUCCUGCAGCUGCAGAUCCAGCACCUCGAGACCUCCAAGCACGGCGUGCUUUCCCGCUACACAAUGUCCAAUAUCGCCUUCCUGGACACCGUUGCGCAGACCAUGGCGUUGAAGGCUCAAGUCCUGCUGCUGGAGGCGAGGAUAGAGGUUGAAUGCUCCCCGCAGGCGGAGAGGAGGAGGGAAGUCAUCAGAGAGAAGAUGGUGGAAGUGGAAAAGGAGGAUGCCGAGUUGGAUGACAGGAUUAGUGUGCUGGAGGGCGUGUUGGCUGAAUAUGAGGCUGCUGAUCCCGACGGGACGGUUAUGCCGAGGCUGGGAAGAAGGUACAAAGAGAUUGAAGAGGAGAUGGAGGGGGUUAAGCGGGAUAUUGAGAUGUUGCAGAGACAGGCAGCCAAGCGUUGA